AUGGAGAACAGAGAAAGAAUAACGACUGCAGUCUACAAACCCCCAAACUCUGCAAUAGAGCCAAACGAUCUGGACCUAUUAACAAAUCAUAACGACUGGUUAAUCGCGGCCGGCGACUUUAACUCAAAACACCCCAUGUGGCACAGCUACUCAACAAACAGAGCAGGCCGUACACUCUUCAAACACGCGCAUCUAAACGACUACUCGAUAGUAGCCCCAGACACACCCGCAUAUUUCCCGCCAAACACGAGAUACCGACCAGACGUGCUAGACAUCGCCAUAGUGAGAACUCCACUUCAAGUUCGAAUCACAAACCUUGCCGGAUUAUCAUCUGAACACAAUCCAAUAAUAAUGGAAUUAACCAGCUCGGCAAUAACCACACCAUCACCAAACUCUGGCCGUUACAUUAACUGGAGAAAAUUCACAAAUUAUCUAAGUCAAGAUCUUUCAGACACUUCCCAAAAUCUAAAUACCACAGCUGAAAUUGAGGAAACCAUCAGCAAACUUACAAACACUGUAACGAACAUGUCGUCAUCGACAAUGAUGACAUUAAUAUCGAUAUAA
Molecule: messenger RNA, 564 nt
Organism: Macrosiphum euphorbiae (potato aphid)
Lineage: Eukaryota; Metazoa; Arthropoda; Insecta; Hemiptera; Aphididae
Source: the annotation of a GenBank genome assembly